Choloepus didactylus (southern two-toed sloth) is the source of this 942-nucleotide messenger RNA. It is a transcript of the gene SNRPC, whose product is annotated as small nuclear ribonucleoprotein polypeptide C. Gene Ontology annotation, biological process: mRNA splicing, via spliceosome; mRNA 5'-splice site recognition; spliceosomal snRNP assembly. Bases 16 to 714 code for a protein of 232 amino acids. The record is from RefSeq and is a predicted model, not a curated record. NCBI's taxonomy places the organism in Eukaryota, Metazoa, Chordata, Mammalia, Pilosa, Megalonychidae. Gene Ontology annotation, cellular component: nucleus; U1 snRNP. The transcript has 7 exons. Gene Ontology annotation, molecular function: pre-mRNA 5'-splice site binding; zinc ion binding.
ACAAAGGCACAGGAAAUGAUAUCCCAGCAAAGCGUCGGAAAAGCUCCGCCCCUCGCCACAGACAGCGUACACAGCCACGGUAUAAAGCCGUCCAACGCAGCUCUGCCAGGAGAUUGGGCGGCUUGGUGGAUGAAAUUGUCGCGCUUGCUUCGUCGGAUCCGCGGCGUUGGCGCUUGCCGUGUGCGUCAUUUCCGGGCCGCGCGGAACCGAGAGGUCAACGGCCUGCAGAGCAACAUGCCCAAGUUUUAUUGUGACUACUGCGAUACAUACCUCACCCAUGACUCUCCAUCUGUAAGAAAGACACACUGCAGUGGUAGGAAACACAAAGAGAAUGUGAAAGACUACUAUCAGAAAUGGAUGGAAGAGCAGGCGCAGAGCCUGAUUGACAAAACAACGGCUGCAUUUCAACAGGGAAAGAUACCUCCUACUCCAUUUUCUGCUCCUCCUCCUGCAGGGGCGAUGAUCCCACCUCCCCCCAGUCUCCCGGGCCCUCCUCGCCCUGGUAUGAUGCCAGCACCCCAUAUGGGGGGCCCUCCCAUGAUGCCAAUGAUGGGCCCUCCUCCUCCUGGGAUGAUGCCAGUGGGACCUGCUCCUGGAAUGAGGCCGCCCAUGGGAGGUCACAUGCCAAUGAUGCCUGGACCCCCAAUGAUGAGACCUCCUGCCCGUCCCAUGAUGGUACCCACUCGGCCAGGAAUGACCCGACCAGACAGAUAAGGAUAGAGGGAACCCUCUUUGAAUUAGUUUUUUAUUACCUGUUCUACUUCACCAGGAGAUACGGUGCUGUGACUCUGGGUGUUUUCUAACAGCAUGACAAGGAAGACUUGCUCCCCCUUCCUAUCAAAGAGAGCGUAGUUUUGGAGGGGAGUAGUGGGACAAAAAAAAGUAAUUUUCAUUUGUAUUGUGGAAAACAGAAAUAAAGUUGUCAGCUCUUACAGUUAAAAA